Messenger RNA from Penicillium paradoxum, 1764 nucleotides. RefSeq lists its product as uncharacterized. The transcript has a single exon. Bases 1 to 1764 code for a protein of 587 amino acids. The record is from RefSeq and is a predicted model, not a curated record. NCBI's taxonomy places the organism in Eukaryota, Fungi, Ascomycota, Eurotiomycetes, Eurotiales, Aspergillaceae.
AUGUUGCCUUCUCGCAGCGCUAUCGGUCGAAUAUCGACUCCCAUUCGGUCGGUUUAUAGACCUCGGAUAUCAGGUGUUAAUGUACAUCUUCGACCAUUCACUCAUCGCACACGCCUACUUCUUCUUUCUCCGGCGCCGGGCCGCCCUCAACUCCCCUUUCUGUCACCUCUCGCGCCAACCCGUCCACUCCCACCCCUUUCAAUCCAUCUCCGUCAGCAUUUUGGCCGUUUGAUCUCCACCGAAAGCCGCGAGCAUUACAAGCGAAGAGUAUCCCGCGGCCUUAAAAUCGGUCUAUCGGUAUGGGCCAUUCUUGUCUUGUUCUCCGCAAUCAAGCUCGGCGUCUACCAAGAAGAUAUCGAGCAUUCAUGGCCCACCCCACCGGAAUGGUCAUGGAAAAGCCGGUGGUGUCUGCGAUCCGCACAGGCCCUUCAGAAUCCCGAGCAAAUCGGUAAAUUGAUGACCAAUUGGCCAAUGGUUGCUGGGUAUCUCCGUGAGCUGCUGGAGCGCUUGGAGGACCCAAAUGUGGAAGGCCAAGGAAUCACAGAACAAGACGAGGGUGGAUUUUUGGUCGAAGGUGUCGGCCGCACUGGUUUUGAUGUUUCCGCAAAGAGUGAGCCCUGGCGCCGCGGAUAUUUCCAAGCCCUGAUGGGAGCUGCCAAGGCAGCUGAGAACCUUGAUGGCUGGUUAACAGAUCGCAAGCAGAAAAUUUCUGCUCCUGCGGAAUAUGUUGUUGGACCUUCGAAUCCUCGACCCAAACCUAUGCCCGCUGGCCAAAAGAAGGCCCCGCGGGAAGAGGAUUGCGAGCAGGCAUCUCCCUCCCCAGAGAGCUUCUACAUGAAGGUCUUGACAACCAAAGGCUUUGACACAGGGCAAAAACUUGACGCUGCUUUGGCCUAUGCUGAUUGGCUUGAUUUCAAAGGCCUGGGUCUUACGGCUGGUGACAUGUACACAUGGGCUUUGGACAUCGCUGCCAGUGGACUGGAGGGAGAUGCCAGCAAAAUCGUGGAUCUGAAGACUGGAAUUUUACAUAAUACCGAUGGAGGUCUUCCAUCAGAAAACAUUCUCCGUGUCUCCACGGCCCUCGCCGUCCACAAUGCCCGCCAAGCGGACCUUCCCAAAGCUUUAUCCCUGUUCACAUCGGUUUUGAAAGCCCGAAGAAGCCUGCCUCUAUCAUCAGACUUUGAUUCGUCGCUCCCUUUUCCGACCAUGCCCGGAUCUAGGAAUGAUCCAUUCGCUUCUCUCUUCAAAUCACUCAAAAAUGUUCUCAUUCCCGUGGAGUACCCAGAACCCCGCCCAUCAGGCGACAAGCCCCCACGCCGCACCACAGCAUCCGCCUGCGAAGAAGCAGGAUUGAUGACUUACAUCGGUGAGAUCCUAUAUGCCUCCUCGUCGAAGGAAUCCGGCCUUGCCUGGACGCGGGAUGCAGUCGACAUGGCAGAAUCUACAAUCUACGAACUCGGCAACUCCACCGAUCGCGAUGCCCGAACUCGUUGUGCACAGUGUCUGAAGGUUGGUCUAGAGAAUUGGAAAACCAUGGUCUCUUCUUUAGUUACCCAUGCCCAGAAAGAAGAGCAGGAGAGUCGGGACCAGGCUAAGAGUGCUUGGUUCGGCGGCGAGCGUCGUGCACAGGCGAAGUCUCUUGAGCGCCGACGCUGGGAGGCCGAAAAUGCUAUUCUGGAGGAUCGCAUUCGUCGCCUGUUCCCUCUCCUCGAGGGAGAGUCUGGACUCGAUCUCGUUGCCCCAAAUAGCUCUUUGUUUGUUUAA